AUAAAGUAAUUUGGACAUACAUAACAUAUAGACCACAAUCUGAAACAUUUAAUAGCAUCAAACAUGUUUCUCGGAGGUUUUAUAUUUUGCUGCUUGUUUGUUAUUAGCAUAGCACAGGAUGAGACUAAUAAUAAGCUUUUUCCCGAACACUUCCUGUUUGGUGCAGCCACAGCUUCCUAUCAAAUAGAAGGUGCAUGGGAUGAAGAUGGCAAAGGUGAAAAUAUUUGGGAUCGCUAUACGCACACUCAUCCUGAAUUAAUUGCUAAUAACGACACAGGAGAUGUAGCUUGUGAUUCCUAUCACAAGUACAAAGAAGACGUGGCUAUGUUGAAAGAAUUAGGUGUUGAUUAUUAUCGAUUUUCUCUAUCCUGGUCAAGGAUACUUCCUACAGGGUUUGUAAAUAAAAUAAAUCUUCCCGGAGUAACGUACUACAAGAACCUAAUCAAAGAACUAAAAGACAACGGCAUCGAGCCCCUGAUCACCUUAUACCACUGGGACCUGCCGCAACCGUUACAGGACUUAGGAGGAUGGACAAGUGAGUUCGUAGUGGAAGCUUUCGCAGAAUACGCGAGGCUAUCCUUCGAACUCUUUGGAGACGACGUGAAAUACUGGUUAACUUUUAACGAACCCAAACAAACUUGUUUAGAUGGUUAUGGCCAAGGAUCUACUGCCCCAGGAAUUGCAUCGCCAGGAUUAGGGGAAUAUAUAUGUGCUCAUCAUGUACUCAAGGCCCAUGCUAGGGCUUGGCAUAUAUAUGACCAAGAAUUUAGAACUACGCAAAAUGGACAAGUAUCAAUCACUAUUGAUACUAUGUGGUGUGAACCUGCUACCGACAGUGAAGAAGAUGUCGCUGCAGCUGAAAAAGCAUUACAAUUCACUUAUGGAUGGUACGCAAAUGCCAUUUAUAACAGCGACUACCCAGAAAUAAUGAAGACUCGCAUUGCAGAACGUAGUUUAGCUGAAGGCUUCAACCAGUCCCGUCUUCCAUCAUUCACAGACGAAGAAAUCUCCUACAUUAGCGGCACUUUCGAUUACAUGGGUAUUAAUAUGUAUACUUCGAUCCUAGUAGAAGCUGUGGACGAAGUACCAGUGGGAGAACCAAAUUACAAUUAUGAUAUGGGUAUUAAGAGCUCCCAGUCAGAUGAUUGGGAGUCGUGCUCCAUUUAUUGGUUGAAGAUUACUCCAUGGGGAAUCAGAAAACUUUUAAACUGGUUGAAGGAGACAUACAACAAUCCAGCAAUUAUAAUUACAGAGAAUGGUGUCACCGAUGACGGUUCCACCUUAGAAGAUGAGCAGAGAGUCCGUUUUUACCGGGAUUAUCUCAGCAAUGUAAGAAGUGCUAUGGAGGAUGGAGUGAAUGUAAUUGGCUACACUGCAUGGAGUCUUAUGGAUAACCUCGAGUGGCGACAGGGUUACACGCAAAAAUUCGGGCUCUUCCAUGUAGAUUUUGACGACAUUAAUAGGACUAGGACGCCCAAAAUUUCUGUGGCUUACUAUAAGAAAGUUGUCGAGACCCAUUGCUUAGUAGAUACUUGUGAGGAAUAAACAAAUAUUUAGAUAUGUUGUUUUGUAGUUACUUUCAAAUAAAACUAAAAAAGCAA
Anoplophora glabripennis (Asian longhorned beetle) is the source of this 1601-nucleotide messenger RNA. Its product is annotated as myrosinase 1-like. Gene Ontology annotation, molecular function: beta-glucosidase activity. The record is from RefSeq and is a predicted model, not a curated record. The transcript has 9 exons. NCBI's taxonomy places the organism in Eukaryota, Metazoa, Arthropoda, Insecta, Coleoptera, Cerambycidae. Bases 64 to 1545 code for a protein of 493 amino acids. Gene Ontology annotation, biological process: carbohydrate metabolic process.